This is a messenger RNA of Microdochium trichocladiopsis, 1936 nucleotides long. RefSeq lists its product as uncharacterized. Gene Ontology annotation, molecular function: ferric-chelate reductase activity. Bases 9 to 1640 code for a protein of 543 amino acids. The record is from RefSeq and is a predicted model, not a curated record. Gene Ontology annotation, cellular component: plasma membrane. Gene Ontology annotation, biological process: intracellular iron ion homeostasis; copper ion import; iron ion transport. NCBI's taxonomy places the organism in Eukaryota, Fungi, Ascomycota, Sordariomycetes, Xylariales, Microdochiaceae. The transcript is spliced from 4 exons.
CUCGGGCUAUGGACUCACCGCGAGGUCCUCAUGGUGAUGGACGAAGCAGCAUGGAACUAUCCGGACAAUAUAUCUAUGCUUUGACGCUAUGCGGCAUUCUUCUUAUAUUGUACAUAGUGCGGCAGGUACUGCCAGUCGCCUACACCUGGUGUCGGAUACUCUUUCUCCUGUUCCUCCGGUUGUUCAGCUACACCUUUGUCAUUCAUCGUCAUCGAUGGUUAGGACCCUGGACGAUUGAUCUCAUCGCCAGCCGGACUCUUUAUCUCAUAGCCAAUCUCUUAUGUCUGCUCAUGCCGUCAGUAUCGCGUGCAGAGCUAGCAUCGCGAGCUGGCUCGUUAGCGGCCAUCAAUAUAACACCACUUUUCUUGUCCAUUCACCUAGACUUUCUGGCUGAUGCCUUUGGCCUGCCACUGAAAACAAUACAAGAGGCACAUAGGUCGGCAGGGGUGAUGACCUUCGCGCUACUGACUCUCCAUGUCUGUCUCUUGGUCGACCUCGAAGCGGUACCCGGGCUGUACGUGAUGAUGGCGUCCAUGUCGGCGGCAGUCAUGGUGCUUCUUGGCAUGACACCGCUCAGGAGGCGAGUACAUGAGCUUGCAGAUAAGACUCACAAAGCACUGGCGAUAACUAUGGCCUUUUCCACAUGGCAGCACAUAAGCACGAUCACUCAUGUGCACCGGUGGCUGUUAUACACCGCAGCUGGAGUGAUCUGCCUGGUCCACGCGGUGCAGGUCUGUCUGUUCUUGCGCAGGAAUGUAUGCUGGGGCAAACCAUUCCCGAGAGCACAUGUCACGAGUGAUGGGAGCAUAGUCAGAAUAGUGCUGUGCUUGCCACGUCCAGUGAAGAUCGAUGCCGGACAAUAUAUCAGCCUAAGCAUGAUAUCUUCCACGAUCGGGUUCUGGUCGUGGGUGCAAAGCCAUCCAUUCACGAUCACUUCGUGGUCUCUGAGGAGGCAGGAUGAACUAGAACUUUGUGUUCAGUGCCGCAGCGGACUAACACUACGACUUCUACAGUCGGGUGAGAGAACCUUUCUCGCAUUCUUCAGCGGCCCUUAUGGGAGGUCGCAUUCCCUGAAGGCGGCCAAGUCAAUACUCAUGUUGAUGACGGACUUCGGCAUCGUGGCGGUCUUACCAUACCUGAAGAAGAUCACGGUCAACUACGAAUGCCGCGUCCACAUGGUCUGGCACGUGAAGAGGCUCAGCGACUUCGCUCCACUAGUCACCUUGUUGAAUGAAUAUCUGCGAGACCACACGCUUAGAAAUGUGAGACGUAUUUUGCAGAUCUCCGUGUAUAACGAGCGUGGAGUACACAACGAAGGCUUUGGGUAUCAUGGUCGUGUGAACAUGUUGGCUUGCGCGCCAGAUAUAGCAGAUAUCAUGAAGAGCGAAAUUGACGGGGGAUUCAUCACGGAGCUUGGCUUAUCUUCGCAUACCCCUCACGCCGGCUUGGAGGGCACAUCUCCACAUCCCACCGAUCACGCCUCGCUACGAGAAUCUCAAGUGCGGUACAAAGCAGACUGCAGUCACAUCCUCGUACUUGUGUCAGGAUCACAUGUGCUUCGCGACACGACACGAAAACUGGCAGGGCGAUAUUUGAGCAGAGGCUUGGUUUUGAAGGAGCUAGACUACCAGCAAGAGUAAUUGAGAAGUAUAUCUCUGUUCACUAAGUGCCAUAGAGUCUGGCACGCCGGCAGGGCUCUGCGAAGCCUUGCACGUUUAUGGGAGCCAUGCUCAUCUUCCCUUCAGACGAGCACGUCGGUCCUUUGCUGCAGUGUUCACAAGCAGACUGAUCAGGAGGGCUAGACCAGCGACUGCUGUGAAAAACCCAAAUACCGACAUAAUCGCAAGCUAAUCUCAAUCGUACCAAAUGCCUUCCUCGCCCACACGCCUGAGUACCACCUGAGCUAUACCCACAUCGCGACUGAGCCCAACUGAGC